AUGGUGGGCGUAUUGGAGAAGCUCUUCCGUACGGCCCCGGAGAGAGGGAACUCUAGCCACAGCCUUCACGUCGAUCAAGAAAAUGAAGAUCCUUCUGUCCAACGUCAGGGCCCAGUUUCCGACCGGAAACAUCUGAUUCUGGGCCGCAUGGUGGGAACCUCUCUCUCACUCUCUGUGCCUCUCUCUAUGUCUCUCUCUAGCUUCAUCGUUUCCUUAUGCACUCCGUCAGUGGAGCAGGUUCUUGCAGAGAUGGUCGGGACCUUCAUCCUGGUGUUCUCUGUGUGCGGAGUAGUAUCCUGCUCUUACGUGAGCAGGGGGGAGCUGGGUCUGACGGAGUACGCCCUAACUGGAUGCGUCUCGCUGGUGGUCCUCGCAGUUGUCGUGGGACCCAUCUCGGGAGCCCACGUCAAUCCCUCCAUCACCAUAGCCUUCGCCACAAUUGGCGAAUUUCCCUGGUCCAAGGUAACUCUUCAUUUGCUCCUAACAUGUUCGACCAUAUGCCUCUCAGAGUGCUAAGGUUCUAGUCUCCUUAAUGGUAUUCAUGUUCAUGACUGCAAUCCAUGGCCGAAAACAUGCUCGAUCAUAUGCCUCUGCCGACACAGGUCCCUUAUUAUGUUGCCGCACAGAUGGUCGGAUCGACCAUGGCAGCAUACGUUGGCAAGCUCGUGUACAAGACCCCCCCUGAGUUUGCCGCCACAAGGCCGACCAGAGGAUCCAUGACCGCAUUCUGGGCGGAGCUGUUCGCCACCAUGUUCAUCAUGCUGAUUUCUUCUGCCCUCUCUUUCCAUGCUGAGGUGGUAAGAAUCAGUUCAACCCUGUUUGUCACUUCAUGAUCUUCCUUCCAUUAUGGUCUCACCACCCAGAAAAAAGCGGAAAUAAAUAGAAUCUGAUGUUAAUCCCUUCCUAUAGAUACAAAGAGAGAUUUGAAUCUCUCCAUCGAAUCAGGAUGAUUCUUGUUUCAGCAACCAACCAACCCCCCCUCCCCCGGCACAAAAAAAAAGAAAAUAAAAAUAUGACAUAAUCCCGUUCUAAUUUAUACAGAUUUAAGGGCGGAUACGCAGAGGAAUUUGAAUCUCUACAAGGAAUGAGGAUGAUUUUGGAUUCAGCACCCAUGAAAAAAACAAGAAAAAAAAGGUCUGAGAGAAUCACCAUCUAGUUCAUACAGACUCAGAGAUAGAUACACAGAGGCUUGAACCUGUUCGCCGAAUCAGAGGAUGAUCUAUGUUUCUGUUUCCAUUUCAGUUCGGACAAGUGGCUAGUUUUGCUAUUGGCGCAUCAAUUGGCCUCGCGGUCUUAAUCACAGGGUAUGGCAUCUGGUCAUGAAGCAUAUCAAUCAGUUUUAAUAUUUACUGAUGCUAAUAUCGUGCACUGAAGAGGUGUAGUCGUCGCCAGUUCUCAUCAAAGUUCAAGUCUUAUGGCCUUAACUCUGAGCAAUUCAUGCACUAUUAUCUCACCCCUAAUGAUCUAAUUUAUUGGGUUUCUUUCAAUAUGAUAUGGUCUGAAUCUAAACUCAACAGUCCUUCCAGAAGUGAUGUACCAUGUUGAUUCCAUAACAUCAGAUACAUCUGAAUAAAAUGGACCAUCUGUUUUUUUCAUUUUGGAUUUAUUCCAAUUCUUCAUCUCUGUACCACAUUUUAGUUAUAGAUUAAUAUAAAAAUCUAUUUAACUGGCAAUCUUACUUUGUGUAAAUUGAUUAAAUGCACAAGAAUAAUGGUAUUUAAUAUUAAUGAUAAGAUAUUUAGGAUAUGUUGGCCAAUGCUCUGCAUCUACAACAGGGCAGGAUUUUAGAAUUUUUAUCUAUUUUCUUCUAAAAUGUGGUAGGCCAGUGUCAGGAGGUUCCAUGAACCCAGCAAGAUCGCUGGGCCCCGCGAUUGUGUCGUGGAGGUUCGAUGACCUGUGGCUGUACCUUGUGGCCCCCACUGCAGGGGCUGUCACUGGGGCCCUCCUCUACAAGCUCAUGCAGUUUCCUCACCCCCACCCUACUCACGGGCACUGUAAUUCUUCUUCGUCUUCUUCCUCUUCGCCCUCCCCUUUGGGCGCCUCGCAGCCAACUGGAGCAAGCUGA
Molecule: messenger RNA, 2065 nt
Organism: Spirodela intermedia
Lineage: Eukaryota; Viridiplantae; Streptophyta; Magnoliopsida; Alismatales; Araceae
Source: the annotation of a GenBank genome assembly